Molecule: messenger RNA, 2083 nt
Organism: Oreochromis aureus
Lineage: Eukaryota; Metazoa; Chordata; Actinopteri; Cichliformes; Cichlidae
Product: rano class II histocompatibility antigen, A beta chain-like
Exons: 6
Coding region: 20-829 (269 amino acids)
Biological process (GO): positive regulation of T cell activation; antigen processing and presentation of exogenous peptide antigen via MHC class II; immune response
Cellular component (GO): MHC class II protein complex; membrane
Molecular function (GO): MHC class II protein complex binding
Source: RefSeq, a predicted model, not a curated record
CUACUGUUGUCAAGGUGUGAUGAUUCAGUCACCUCGCUCUUAUUUACCAGACAGCAUGUCUCGUACUCACAGUUUUCUUCCUUUCUUCGUGCUGUUGCUGGUCUUUUCAACAGAAGGCGCUCUCUUUGGAUAUUAUAUGGCUCAUUGCCAGUUUACUUCCCCUGACGGCCACGAUGCCGUGUACGUGGAGCAGUUUUACUUUAAUAAGGUGUUAGAAUGUCAAUACAACAGCAGUGUGGGGAAAGUAGUUGGUUACACAAAGAACGGAAUAGAAUUUGCAGAUAAGCUCAACGGUGACAAGGACUUUAUGAAACAUGAGGUAUGGAAAUCAAACCUUUGCAAAAGAAAUGUCCAAAUGUUUUACGAUGGACUCCAGAAUUCAGUCGAGCCCUACGUUUGGCUGAGGUCUGUGGAUGCAGCAGACAGCAGACAUCCAAGCAUGCUCGUCUGCAGCGUGUACAACUUUUACCCAAAACAAAUCAAAUUGACGUGGCUCAGGGACGGAAAGCAGACAACAACCGAUGUGACUUCCAUGGAGGAGCUGCCAAAUGGAAACUGGCUCUAUCAGAUCCACUCCUACUUGGAGUAUACACCCACACCUGAGGAAAAAAUCUCAUGCAUGGUUGAGCAUGCAAGCCUCAGGAAGCCCAUGAUAUAUGACUGGGAACCAUCGCCUGACUCAGGGAGAGAUAAGAUUGCUGUUGGUGCAGCAGGGCUGCUGCUGGGUUUGGUGUUUUCAGUUGCUGGGCUCAUUUACUACAAGAAGAAAUCCAGUGGGCGAGUUGCGGUGUCAACAACCGAGGUUUUAUACCCCGAUGUCACACUUUGAGUCGGAGCAGCCUUUUGGAUUUCACUGAGAUUUUGGUUUCAAUGAUGUAAAACGUUGUGGUCAACUUGUCCUUAAACUGCCGUCUGAGCUUUUGACAGACGCACAGAGACUCACAUCAUCCACAUUUUCUCCCACUGUAAACUUGAUCCAAACUCUGCAUCACAUCAGCUGAGCUUCCACCAGCAAACAGCUGUGUGCUGUUUCCUGUCUGCUUUAUUUUGGAAAGAAGAAUUGACAAAGUAAAUGUAAUAUGAUGGGGUUUUUUUUUUUUUUUUUUAGCUUACUCUACCGCCCUCAAGUGGCCAAAAAUCAGUUAAUGCAGGUAAACCUUCAGCACAUGUUGAAAAUGGCAGCUGUAAAGCACUGCUGGGUGGAAACAGGAAAUGGGCAGUAAGGGCAUAACAUUUGGGGAUUGCAGAGAAAAUGUGUAAUUAUUCAAAUUCAUGUUUGUCUAAUCUGUGUAACAAACACAUAUGUCAUCCUAUCUUUCUAUCCCAGCUACCCUGGUGUGGAUGGUAAAUCAAUUUUCUGCAUUAAUGUCGUUUAACUACUGAUAAUAAAUAAAACACUUGCAUUUGCUUAAAAAUUCCAUCCAUGUGUGGUUGAGGACAUACAUUCACAGGCCAUUUCAUUAGGUACACCUAUUUAACUGCUCCCAUAACACAAAUAUUUAAUUAGCUAAUCACAUAGCAGCAUCUUAAUGCACUUAGGCAUGAAAACAUGGUUAAAUCAAAAGGGAGACAGGUGAUUUAACCAACUUAAAAAUUACAUGGAUGUUGGUGCCAGACUGGAGUGUUCCCAGAAGUACUGAUUCUUCCAGAGAGAAUGGUCUGAAAAAGAGAAAAUAUCCCAUCAGUGGCAGUUCUUUGAGUUUAAAUGUCUUGCUGAUGUCAGAGGUCAGAGCAGAAUGGCUUUGGGCUCAUAGGAAGGCCACAGUAACUAAAAUAACCACUCGUUACAACCAAAGUUUGCAAAAAAGAAAAGAAAAGAAAAAGCACUGCAGCAGCAGAAGACCACACCGAGUACCACACCUGACAGCUAAGAACAGGAACAGUUCUUACAGAAUCACAAGUGGACAAUAGAAGAUUGGAAAACUGCUGCCUGGUCUGAUGAGUUGAUUUCUGCUGCAACAGUCAGAUGGUAGAGGCAGAACGUGGUGUAAAAAACAUGAAAACCUGGAUUCACCCUACCUUGUAUUAACAGUUCAGCUUGCUGGUGGUGUAAUAAUGCAUAAAUAAAUUUUAUACAAAACCA